GAUAGCUUUAUUUUGAAAGCGGAAAACGGAAAUGCUUUUUUCUGUCAAAUGGUAGCAAGAUGGCGCUGCCCAUGAAGAGGACACUGGUCGCUCUACACAGAGCCAGAUGUAGCAGUUUGAAGAAUGCCGAGGCGUCCGUGGACCUGCGGCCUCCCGGCCCGCUCUACCUGCCGGUCCGCACCAAGAAGCGCUACUUUGUCCCCCCUGCGGUGGGGCGGAAGGGCCAUAAGCAGGAGAACCCGGAGGCCAAGGCCCGGGCGGCCGGCAUCGUCAUCAAGCAGCAGUACUUUGAGAGGCCCAUCAACAUCGCCUGCACCGCGGGAAUCUUUGAUCCCUACGUCCCCCCGGAGGGCGACGCUCGUCUGUCCACUCUGUCCAAAGAAGGCCUGAAACAGCGAACCGAGCAGAUGCGACAGAGCGCUUCCUCGCAGCUAGCGAUCCGUAAAAUCAAAGAUCACGACUCUGAGUUUGCGACAAAGAGUUUUGCAGAGCGAGCUCAAGAAAUCUUCACGGAGGCCCACGACGCGCUGACGCAGUUCAACAAGGAGAAGCUUCACUCCCUGGUGACGGAGCGGUGUUAUCCCGAGAUGACGAGGGGGAACCGCUACAAGACGAUCAGCUGGAGGUUUGUGGAGUCCCUGGAGCCGCCCAAAGUGGUGCACGCCCGCUGCCCUGACAUGGUAACCAAGGGCAACCUGUACGGCCAGGUGACGGUCCGCAUGCACUCCAAACAGAUUCUGGCCAUCUACGACCGCUUCGGGCGCCUGAUGCUGGGCAGCGAGGAGCAGUCGAAGGACGUCCUGGAGUACCUGGUGAUAGAGCGACACCUCGUCAACCCCUACGGCCGAUGGAGGCUGCACGGGAAGAUCGUUCCGUCCUGGGCUCCGGCCAAAGACCCGAUUAUUAAGACUCUCAUGAUUCCCGGGCCGGAGCUGAGGCCGGGACAGGAGUUCGACGCCCUCAACCACGAGGUUCCCAAACCCGAGGCGGUCCAGUGGAGCAAAUAGGCCACAGGGGGGCGCCGCUCGCUCUCAGGCGCGGAGCCACACUGGGACUUUGUGAGCUCUCAUGCGCCAAACGCAGAGUUUAGAUUUCCGGCUGUGGCCGGUUAGUUCGGCCCGUUGGGUCGAACCUUCCUUUUUUAGAGGCUCCGAUCUGUUUGAGAAGCAGCAGGUGAG
Pungitius pungitius (ninespine stickleback) is the source of this 1178-nucleotide messenger RNA. It is a transcript of the gene mrpl45, whose product is annotated as mitochondrial ribosomal protein L45. NCBI's taxonomy places the organism in Eukaryota, Metazoa, Chordata, Actinopteri, Perciformes, Gasterosteidae. Gene Ontology annotation, cellular component: mitochondrion. The record is from RefSeq and is a predicted model, not a curated record. The transcript has 8 exons. The coding region runs from base 60 to 1007 and encodes 315 amino acids.